Messenger RNA from Conger conger (European conger), 3541 nucleotides. It is a transcript of the gene grhl1, whose product is annotated as grainyhead-like transcription factor 1. The transcript has 15 exons. Gene Ontology annotation, biological process: regulation of transcription by RNA polymerase II. NCBI's taxonomy places the organism in Eukaryota, Metazoa, Chordata, Actinopteri, Anguilliformes, Congridae. Gene Ontology annotation, molecular function: RNA polymerase II cis-regulatory region sequence-specific DNA binding; DNA-binding transcription activator activity, RNA polymerase II-specific. Bases 128 to 1960 code for a protein of 610 amino acids. Gene Ontology annotation, cellular component: nucleus. The record is from RefSeq and is a predicted model, not a curated record.
CUAAAACCCGUUCUAUUAGGGACACGUUUAACGUCGCCCUCAUCCCGCUUCUUGGGUAAGUUUUUCCAGUAAAGAGGCCGGAUCGGAUUUACCGUACCAACGAGAAAGUCCAGUUCGACCGACCGAGAUGACACAGGAACAUGACAAUAAGCGGGCAGUGUUGGUGCUACAGAAUGAGCCGCCCUAUGGGCAGAGGCGGCCAUUCACCAAUGAGGACGAGGCCUGGAAGUCUUUCCUGGAGAACCCACUGACAGCCGCCACCAAGGCCAUGAUGAGUAUCAAUGGUGACGAAGACAGUGCUGCAGCUCUGGGACUGCUGUAUGACUACUACAAGGUACCACCAGAUACGGUGCCAAGGGAGAAAAGGUCAAUGUCCCAGGCAAAAACCGAUGUGCUGAGUACUGAUGUAGAUCCCAACAAAAGGAACCUGAUGACUCCCUUGCAGGAUGCUUCCUUGGCAGCUCCAGAGAGCCGGAUCCAGGUGCUGAAGAACGUCCCGUUUAACAUCGUGCAGCUGGGACCGGACAAGCGAGCGCCGUUCCCCUCGCCUGACACCACCGUCACCGUAUCCAUCGCCACCGUGCCCAACUACGCCAUGAAGGCCGAGGGGUCGUCGCACGGGUUCACCGUGACCGCGCCCGGCGGAUCUCACUGCCCCGAGACUGACGGCCACGCCGGCGUGUUCAACCACAGCCAGUUCAGCCCCAACCCGCAGCCGCGCACACCCGACUCCACCUUCACCGAGUCCUUCAAGGACGCGCCUCAUGAGGUGUUCUCCUUCCCUGGAGACCUCCAGCUGCGCAUGGCCUCCAUCACACCUGAUGAUUACUCCGCCUUCGACACAGAGUCGGGAAAUAACUUUGAAUACACACUGGAGGCAUCAAAGUCGCUGCGUCAGAAGUCUGGCGAUGGGACAAUGACCUACUUGAACAAAGGCCAAUUCUAUCCCAUCAGCCUCAGGGAAAUUGACAACGGCAAGGUCCUUCACCACCCAAUCAGCAAAGUGCGGAGCGUGGUGAUGGUGGUGUUUGGAGAAGAGAAGUGUAGGGACGACCAACUCAAACACUGGAAGUACUGGCACUCUAGACAACACACUGCUAAGCAGCGCUGCAUUGACAUUGCUGACUACAAGGAAAGUUUCAACACCAUCAGCAAUAUUGAAGAGAUUGCCUACAAUGCCAUCUCUUUCACAUGGGACAUCAAUGAUGAGGCUAAGAUCUUCAUCUCGGUGAACUGCCUGAGCACGGACUUCUCGUCCCAGAAGGGGGUGAAGGGCCUCCCUCUGAACCUGCAGAUCGACACCUACAGCUACAACAACCGCAGCAACAAGCCCAUCCACCGCGCCUACUGCCAGAUCAAGGUGUUCUGCGACAAGGGCGCGGAGCGCAAGAUUCGCGACGAGGAGAGGAAGCAGUCUCGCAGGAAGGGGAAGUGCGAGACCACCCUGGGACCCUUUGCGGACGUGAAGGUCCCUCUUCUACACAAGCGCAGCGACAUCACCACUUUCAAGAUGAUGAGCGACCUGGAAACACAGCCCAUCCUCUUCAUCCCAGACAUCCACUUCUCCAGCUUCCAGAGACAUCCAUUUUCCUCAGAAGAUGGAGAGGAAGGUUCGGCCAUGAAGAGAUUCUCAAACGACGAUGAGUUUGGCUCCCCUCCUAACAAAAUGGCCAGGGCGGAUGAACCCAAAAAAGUGCUGUUAUAUGUGCGAAAGGAGACAGAGGAGGUUUUUGAUGCCCUCAUGCUGAAAACACCCACAAUGAAAGGACUGGUCGAAGCGAUUUCAGAGAAGUACGAGGUGCCUCUGGAGAAAAUGGGGAAAGUGUACAAAAAGUGCAAGAAGGGAAUCCUGGUCAACAUGGAUGACAACAUUAUCAAGCACUACUCCAAUGAGGACACUUUCCAGAUCCACAUCGAGGAGUUGGGGGGCAUGUACAAACUGACCCUGACCGAGAUCUGAGCUGCCUGGGUCCCCAGUGGGCAGAAUAGGUGCACUGGGGUGGCUGGAGACAGGGGCCGGGGGUGUUGGAGGGGGAGAGUGAUGACAGUAUGCACGCUGAGAAGCAGUAAUUUCGCGGCACAGCUGAGUGACUCUGGGGCUGUGUCCGAAACGGCUUACUUACUCAAAACUGCUUGAGUAUGUAGCUUGUAUGCAACUUGUAUACACAACUGCAGGCAAGUAAGCUGUUUCAGACACGGUCUGGGUGUACACAGCAAUUCUGUACUGUGCUUCCUACUUCUUGUCACCUUACUUAUAGUGUACUAAAACUACAUGUGGAUGUGACACCAUACUUUGAACUCUCUGCAUUAUACCCGAGAGUCCCUUUGAAACUAUCUUUGAUUGUUUUUUUGUACAAUGAAGAAGUGAUUAUUGGCUCUCUGGCAACCGCCGGUACAUAUAUACACUCACCUUUAAACUCUUCACAGCUCAUGUAUGUAAACUUGCUGUAAAUACACAAAGUAUCAGUUUUCUAGUGGUUUCUAAAGUUAUCUGAUGAGAAAAGCCUUGUAAAGCAUUUAAGCCACUCCACCAUGCGCUGCCGUGAUGUUGGAGCAAUUGGAUUGGCUAGAGUCUCUCUGCUCUGUUUUGUGUUCUUCGAUUGGUUGCAGUGAGUGAGCUGACACCAUGGGCUCACACCAUCCUCAGCAUUAUUAAUCUGCCUCGAAUCCCCAUUACUGUUGAUAAAUACAGUCUAGUGUGGGUAUCUGGGCAAAUGUCUCUCUUCCUAAUGUGACCAAUCGUUACCCUGGGGGAGCUGGGACGCUGUGCUGUGAUUGGCUACAGGCAUGGUAAAUAAUAGUCAGCUGCUCUGUUUUCAAACAUAACACACCACAGUAUUUAACUUAUAAACUGCAUCUGAACAUUUGACAUUUGCUGACCCGUCAGCUCUUCUGCUCUUUGCAUGAGUGUGUGUGGGUGGUUGUACGUUCAUGCGUGUGUGUAUGUGCGUGUGCGUGUGUUAAUAGGCAGUGAGCUGGUACAAAUCACCGCAGCCCAUCUGUGAGAAAUCGUUUAAUUGUACAGUAAAUCUAGCCUCAGAAAAAGGAAUUUGUCCAUAUUUUUUUGGUUGGGCUAUAACUAUAUCCAACCCCUUCACACAGACAUUUGGAUAAAACAAGAAAAAUACAAACUGUAUAUUUUUUAGUUCAUUGCCAAAGGUAUUUUUUGCAGUCAAAUAACAAUAUUUGCAUUGAAUAGCAGGUCAUUUAUCAAAGUUUUUUUUUAUUAUAAUUUUUUUUUUGUAAAACCAAGAAAGUCAAAGUACUUAUGCCUUAAUGUGUAUAUAUUUAUUUUACACUUCAUGAACAGGGAAGGGCUAUUUUUAAUAUGAUCUUCAUAAUAAUACAUGUUUAUUAAUAAUAAUUAUUUAGUAUUAUCAGUUUGACUGUUUUUAUAUAAAAUUAUUAUGUAUUUGUAUGCCAUGGGAAUAUAUUUUUUUUGUUAAGUUUUUCUCUUUUUUAAGAGGGUGUUCAUGUAUUGCAUUGUCAUUUUUACAUGUAGAAUAUUUUCAGAUAUAAUGUAUACUGUGUCAAAUAAAAU